Microthlaspi erraticum is the source of this 1113-nucleotide messenger RNA. NCBI's taxonomy places the organism in Eukaryota, Viridiplantae, Streptophyta, Magnoliopsida, Brassicales, Brassicaceae. The record is from the annotation of a GenBank genome assembly.
AUGUCUACCACAACCGCUUCCAACACCAACGAGCCACCGCCACCAAACAAUGAUGAUCCUCCACAGCCACCGUCGGUAUUUUCAACAUUACCAGUGGACAUCGUUUUAAACAUCUUGGCCCGAGUCCCAAGAAACCAUCAUCCAAUGCUCUCUUGCGUCUCCAAGAACUUCCGAUCCCUCGUACGUUCCUCCGAGCUUCACAUGACUCUAUCUCUCCAAGGAAAUGAUGAUUCCUUUUACGUCUGCUUUAGAGACUUUGACUCUCCUUCCCUAACCUAUCACUGGUUCACUCUCGAUGAUGAUCAGAGACGUUUAGUCUCGGUCCCUUUCCCUUCUCCGCCUGAGCCAAACUCUGCUGCUCUCAUGAUUGGUCACGAGAUCUAUCUCGUAGGCGGUUAUCGCAACCAUUCUUGCAGGAGCAUAUGGAUCCUCGAUUCCCGGUCAGCAGCAAUGCGCAAGGCUCCACGUAGGCAUGUGGCCUGCUGUUUUCCAGCAGUGGGACUUGUUGACGAGAAGAUUUACAUGUUUGGAGGUCACCAAGAUGAACACAACGAGAUCCAAGCGGAAGUGUUUGACACAAAGACGCAAACAUGGGAUGUUGCACCAAAUCCGGAUAUGCGUGUGAAAUGCGUAUCCAUGUCGGCGGUAAACCCUUCCUUGGACAGUAAGAUUUACGUGAGAGAUACUGAUGGACAAGUCAUAGUUUAUGAUCCUAGCGAUGGUAAAUGUGAGAAGAUUUAUGAUGUACAAGAUGAUGUUAGUUUGUGGAGUCAGGAUGUGUGUGUGAUAGACAAUGUUCGCUACAUUUACCAAGAAUGUUUUGGGUUGAUGUGGUAUGACUCUGAGGAUAUGGAAUGGAGAGAAGUUACUGGUUAUAAGCUCGGAUACUGUUCUGCCAACAGAGUCACAUUGGCUGAAUACAAAGGAAAGUUGGCAUUUAUACGGGAAUGUUAUUGUAGCACAAAGAAGAAGACGGAGAUUUGGUGUGUAAUCCUUGCGUUGGAACGUGAAGGGGAUGCGUUAGAGAUUGUGGGGGAAGUUGAGUGGGCUGGUCUCAUACUUUCCGUUCCUCAUGGCUAUGAGAUUAUGCAUUGUUUAGGUCGUACGGAUUGA